Molecule: messenger RNA, 2876 nt
Organism: Sphaerulina musiva SO2202
Lineage: Eukaryota; Fungi; Ascomycota; Dothideomycetes; Mycosphaerellales; Mycosphaerellaceae
Product: exocyst complex component Sec10
Exons: 1
Coding region: 1-2643 (880 amino acids)
Biological process (GO): Golgi to plasma membrane transport; exocytosis
Cellular component (GO): cytoplasm; exocyst
Source: RefSeq, a predicted model, not a curated record
AUGUCUCGCGUCGACAGUCCAGAUACUGCGAGCAUCAUCUCCGCCCACUCCUCGCGCGCACCAACGCUGCAAUCGGUUCGCGGCAACCAGGUCUUCACACUCGACACCUUCAGCAGCAAGGACUUCAUUGUCAAGGACUUUGUAGAAUCGCUGUCCGACUCUGCGACUUCAGCACGACGAUCGGCAUCCACGGCGGCCACAACCAACAAUGCGCAGACCAGUCAGGCGUUCGAUCCGAAGCCACUUAUCCGGACCUUCGAGCAUGCCCUCAACAAGCUGAAGAACCUGAGCGAGGACCUGCAGGAACGGGAGAAUGAGCUGAGCGCAAGUGUGCGGAAGGCUGAGGUGCAGCACAACACCAAUAUCAGAUCGCGGGAGCAGGAGUUGGAGCGUGCCAUUGGAUCUUUCCGCCGCCUGGAGCGGACGCUGGACGGCGAUGGUGACGCGGGAGGCAAUGCUGCCAUGCGCAUCGGUGAACGGCUGGACGAGCUGGACAAGCAAAGACAGCGGGCACAGGAUGCCAAAUUCGUCUUGCAAUGCUGGCUCGAAGUCAGCGAGCGAGGCGACUUAUCCAGUCUGGAUGAUGUGCGCAAGAUGGGCGGGGGCGAGGGCAAAGUUCGAUGUGCGCAUAUUGCACGCCAGCUGCUGAAGAUAUCGCAAAGGCUAGAUGGUAGCACAGAAGCACCUAAGACGAAUGGAACACAUUUCACAGAUGGGGUCAACGGUAUACACGAUAACGACUCCACUGAUAGCAUUCGGAAACCCAACAAUGGCGCCAAACCACGAGAGAUUAUCGAGAAGUUUCUAGAGAUGCUGGAAAAGGACCUCUUGAAGUCUUUUGAUGAUUUCUACCGGAGGCAGAACUUUGAGGGCAUGCGCGAAUGUGCAGUAGCUUUGCAAGACUUCAGCGAUGGCAAUUCAGUCAUAUCGCUGUUCGUCAACCAACAUCAGUUCUUCAUUGACGGAUCGCAGCUGGUCAACGAGGAGCUCGCGGUAGACAACGAGACAUGGGAUCGUCUUGCGGAUCCCGAUACUGAACCUCCUGGGGUGGAGCCGAGCUUGCAGUCUCUGAUCGACGAAGUGAAGGUUGUUGUCCAGGAGGAGAGCUUCAUUAUCAAACGCGCUUUCCCGUAUUACGAAGAUGUAUUGGCGCGAUUCAUCCAGCGAGUCUUCCAGCAGUCAAUACAGCAACGCCUGGAAAUGGUGCUGGAGAAGGCCGAUAGCAUAUCAUCGCUUGCCUUUCUUCGGUCGUUACAAGCAUCACGGUCAUACAUUGCCGCGUUGGUUGAAGAACUGAAAAUCCAUGGACUCACAGAGCACCCUGAGCCGGCCACUUCCACCACCGCGGCAGUAUUGGAUCAGCAACUGGAUGAGCUUUUUGUGCCCUACUUUACAGGCGCAAGCUACAUUGAGCGCGAGAAACGCAAUUUAGGAGAGAUAUUCGAAGGUUUGCUCUUCAAGUUCACGCUCUACCACUCCCGCAGGCGGAAAGUGCACGUGCAGUCUCAUACAUACCUCGGUGCCAUAUCCGCACGUGGCAAAGAGUUCAUCAGUAGCGCGCGGGACGCCUACAUGGAAAGGCUAGACAGCGCUGACUUGCAGCCUGCUCAGAAGAAGAUGUUGCUACGAGUGGCAGGAUUGCACCACACUAAAGAUCACACCGGCGCAAACGAUAUUGACGUGACGGACGAGGACGGUCAGCUGAGCUUGCCGUCCACGAAACGUAUGCUCAAGUGGCUUGCAGAAGGGGUCGGACGGGAGCUUGAAUUGGCCAGCGGAGGCAAUGAGACGCCCAAAGAAGUGCGCGAGCUUCUUCAUCUCCUCAUCACGCACAUGGGAGAGAUCUACCUGGAGACAGCAUUGGACGCAGCCAACGACUCUGCAGCUGCGGCAGAAGCCAACACGAAAACCGAACCCGACCUCAACUAUAUUGCCGAUCUGCGAAGCGCUAUCAGCGUGUUACAUCUCAUGUUGACCACGAUUCAAAUGCUCCUCCUCCCCCUCGCAGCAAGCAACCUCACGAUUCGACGUGAGUUGGAAAAGCAGACGAGCAACUUCGUCGAUCGCAUGGAAUUGAAAAUCGACACCGUACUUCAGCGCACUCUGGAUGCAAGCUUGGCUUGGACGCAGAAAGUAUUAUCUGGUCAAAAGCGAACCGACUAUCGACCCAAAGAUGAAUUGAACCUGCAACUCGAAUUUCAGACCAGCACCUGUCACGCUGUCUUCACGUUCUUGAGUCGUUUACAUUCUCGAGCCAAGACUGCUCUUCAGUCUUCAGGAAAAGUGCUCGAGGCUUUUUCCCUCGAACUUGCCAUCGGCCUCCGAGGAUUGUUAUUACAACACUUCAAGUCCUACCAGAUCUCGCAAACGGGAGCGUUAUUGGCAAGUAAAGACAUUACCAAGUAUAUUGAGCUAUUGCGAUCGUGGGACUUGCCAGCGAGUUUCGAUCCUUCUUUUGAAGUGUUGACGGAGAUAGCGAAUCUUUUUGUUAUUGGACCUGAAGCAUUGAGAGAUCGAUUGCGGAAUUUUGGGGUGGGAGUGGCAGGUUUGCAAGGGGUGGAGAAGGGAGAUCUGAGGGCGUAUAUAUUAAGGAGGGAGGAUAGUGGAAGUGUGGGUGUGCAGACGGUGUUGAAUGCGCUAUGAUGUCCUUCUACCUCCAUUGUGCUCGUGAUACGGCAGCAGAGAGGGAAGCGGAACACUACUGUAGGCGUGAAGGUGGAGCGUGUGGGACUACCGUAUGUCGGCGAAGUCGGAUCAGAUAACAAACAACAAGCGCUGAUGCCAAUAGAACUAGCUAAUACCGACCAGCAGCAACACAUCAACUUAGGUAUAGUCUGUCCCAAGCAGGUGGAAGAAUGAUACCCGCGCAUACAAGU